AAUUUUCAGAUAUUAUAAAAAAAUAUGUACACCUCAUCGUAAAAUUUGGAGGUAUCCGUCUGUCUCUUCCACAAAACUAGGCUAACGUGGAUCGAUUGUAAUCCAAAUCCACGAAACACAGCUCUCUCUCUUCUCUCCUCUCCUCAUCACGACCACAUUUCACUCUUUCUCUCUCUAAACUCAUCCUGCCUCUUGAACUUCGUCUUACGCCUGCCGUCUUCUCGCUCUAAAUUUAUUUACAUGAGAUAUCCUCCCCCUCUCUCUCUCUACACCAUCAAAUAUCCGAUUGCACCUUCCUCUCUCUCCUCUCUGCUCCUGUCUCCAUUCUCUCUCUAACUUUGGAUUUUCCCAUACUCACCAUUGCACCUGUCCUUAUUUUCUCUCACCAAUUGUACCUGUCCUCAUUCUCUCUCUAGAAACUAAAGCCAUCUUUCUUCUCUCUCUAGAUUCAUCAUCAUCUUGAUGACAUCUGCUUGACAGACGGUGGAGUCUUGCGGUAAAUCCUCCUCUUUCUCUCUCUAAUUUCAACCAUGGCUUCUCUCUUGUCAAGGUUCAGGGCAGCCCAUCAUCUCAUCAGGAGGCUCUCUGAAAGGCGUGCAGUUCCUCUGAAUCUAAACCAGAACCCCACCUCCAAUCUCUUACCUCUCUCUUCAUCUCCUGUCCCUGCAACUUUUAAUGGAGUUUGGAAUCAAAAUUCUCAUUCCAUGUCCACUGAAACACAAGGUGGUCUCCAACAUCCUGACAUAUGUACAGAUCAGGUCUUGGAUUUUCCAGGAGGACCAGUUCUUCUCACAUCUGAAAUGAGCUUCAUAUCGGAAUCCGCAAGACAACGAACUAGUUGUUAUAGGGUUCUGGAUGAUGAUGGCCUGCCAGUAACUGAUAAAAGUUUCCAAGAGGUUGGAAAGGAACUUGCUUUGAACAUGUACAGUAAUAUGGUUACAUUACAAAUCAUGGAUACCAUAUUUUACGAAGCACAAAGGCAAGGCCGGAUAUCAUUCUAUCUUACUAGUAUUGGAGAGGAAGCUAUCAACAUUGCGUCAGCAGCAGCAUUAACAAUCCAUGAUGUCAUAUUUCCUCAGUACAGAGAACCAGGCAUUCUUCUGUGGCGCGGCUUCACUCUGCAAGAGUUUGCAAACCAGUGCUUUGGGAACAAGGAUGAUUAUGGGAAAGGGCGUCAGAUGCCCAUACACUAUGGGUCUAGAAGCCUUAAUUACUUCACCGUUUCAUCAACAAUUGCGACUCAAAUUCCUAAUGCCGUCGGUGCAGCAUAUUCUCUAAAGAUGGAUAAUAAACAAGCUUGCACAGUCACCUACUUUGGUGAUGGUGCCACUAGUGAGGGAGAUUUCCAUGGUGCCUUAAAUUUUGCAGCAGUGACAGAGGUCCCUGUUCUGUUUAUAUGUCGCAACAAUGGGUGGGCAAUCAGUACUCCAACUUCAGAACAGUUUCGAAGUGAUGGUGUUGUUGUUAAGGGUCCUGCUUAUGGAAUUCGAAGCAUAAGGGUGGAUGGGAACGAUGCUCUUGCUGUAUAUCAUGCUGUUAGUGUUGCACGUGAAAUGGCCAUCAAGGAAUCUAGACCCAUCUUAAUUGAGGCCCUUACAUAUAGAGUAAGCCAUCAUUCCACCUCAGAUGAUUCCACCAAGUAUCGCCCGGUGGAAGAAAUUGAGCAUUGGAGGACAGUGCGGGAUCCAACUUCCAGGUUUAGGAAGUGGCUUGAUCGAAAUGGCUGGUGGACCGACAAAGAGGAAUCAGAACUCCGAAGUGAAGUGAGGAAGAAGGUGUUACAUGCCAUUCAAGCUGCAGAAAGACAGGAGAAGCCUUCAGUUGCAGACUUAUUUACCGAUGUUUAUGAUUCUCUUCCCAACCACCUUGUUGAGCAAGAAAAAUAUAUCCGAGAAACUGUUGCAAAGCAUCCAAAAGAUUACCCCCUCGACGUGCCUCUUUAGAUCAUUGAUAUGGUUAGUUAGGAAUAAAAAAAUAAAUCCAUCAUGUUGAUAAUGUAUCAAUUUUAAUUGUACUGUAUUCAUCGGAGUGGUGGAUAAUCAUUUGAAAAAUUCAGAUCCAUCUCCUUUUGUCAAUUGAGACUGUACAAGCAAUAGUCUGUUAUCAAGUUAUUGUGUGACAAAAGGAAUUCCAGCAUGGUAUUCUUUAGAA
Molecule: messenger RNA, 2151 nt
Organism: Amborella trichopoda
Lineage: Eukaryota; Viridiplantae; Streptophyta; Magnoliopsida; Amborellales; Amborellaceae
Product: thiamine diphosphate-binding fold (THDP-binding) superfamily protein
Biological process (GO): branched-chain amino acid catabolic process
Cellular component (GO): oxoglutarate dehydrogenase complex
Molecular function (GO): oxidoreductase activity, acting on the aldehyde or oxo group of donors, disulfide as acceptor
Source: RefSeq, a predicted model, not a curated record